GUCCACACAACAAUCACCACAAACCGGACCCAGCUAUUUGACAACGGAUAUGAAGGCGGGCGGUGGAGUGGUAUUCGGGAUUCCACGCGCCGCCGUGUUUCCUGCAGCUCUGUUCAGCCGCCAGCGACCCACUCUUCGGUGCUACUCCUCAUCGUUUUCUGACCAUGUAUCAUUUAUAAAAGAUGUGGCUGCCACCCAACCUCCGGAGCAUUUGAAUCAUCUUCUCAAAAUGCUUAAGGUCAGAGGUGAAGAAAUUAUUUCUCCUGGAGCAAAGCAAGGCAUGCUUCCUCUUGCUGUUCCUCUAUCCAAAAAUAACUCAGGUUCUGUAACUGCAUUGUUAAGAUGGCCAACUGCUCCCACAGGGAUGGAGAUGCCAGUAGUAGAGGUUCGCAAAUAUGGAGUGUGGCUUUUGGCUAAGAAUGUUGAGCAGUAUAUCAACAGAAUCUUAGUGGAAGAAGAUGCGAAGAGCUCUCAGGAAAGAAAUGAGGAGUUAUUUUCUGCUUCAGCUGGUGCUGGAAAUAAGUUCUAUGAGAAGGGUGAUUUUGCUGCAUCUCAGAUUUCGAGCUUAGAAACCUAUCUUUUAAAGAAGGUAGGUUUGUUCCCCGACAUUCUAGAACACAAAGUUAAGCAGCAUUUUGACAAAGGAGACCAAGUUUCAGCUCUGGUGACUGGGGAAUUCUAUACUAAAAGGGAGCACUUUCCAGGAUUUGGCCGUCCCUUCGUCUUUAACGCAGAAGUUCUGCUGAAAGUUGGACGGAAUUUAGAAGCCAAAGAUUCUGCUAGGGUGGCUCUGAAAUCACCAUGGUGGACUCUGGGCUGCGAGUAUCAGGAAGUUGCUGAUCUUGCUCAAUGGGAGGAUGAGCAAAUUGAGUAUAUCAAAGAGAAGGUGACAGAUGAGGGAAGGCAAGAGGAUUUGAAAAAGGGAAAGGAACCUGCUCAGGUUUCACUGGAUGAAGCUGCUUUCUUAUUGGAUUUAGCUUCUGUUGAAGGGACAUGGGAUGCAUGCCUUGAGAGGGUUGCCAGUUGUUACAGAGAGGCUGGGCUUGAUGAUAUUGCCACAUUUAUACUUUACAGAGACUAAUAUUGGAUGUGAGUGUGAAUUUCUGCUUCUGCUAUUUUGGCACUAUUUUAUGUAUUGAGCUUUGCUUCUGUAGUAACCGUAGAAACAUAAGAACUUGUUUAACAGGUCAGCAACCAAAAUGAAAAAAAAAAAGAAAAUUCUGCAGAGUAACACCUUAAAUCUCAUAAUAGGCUUUUUAUUCAA
Sesamum indicum (sesame) is the source of this 1264-nucleotide messenger RNA. RefSeq names its product protein IN CHLOROPLAST ATPASE BIOGENESIS, chloroplastic. The record is from RefSeq and is a predicted model, not a curated record. Lineage: Eukaryota; Viridiplantae; Streptophyta; Magnoliopsida; Lamiales; Pedaliaceae.